Molecule: messenger RNA, 523 nt
Organism: Paramecium pentaurelia
Lineage: Eukaryota; Ciliophora; Oligohymenophorea; Peniculida; Parameciidae
Source: the annotation of a GenBank genome assembly
AUGUCUGUUAUUAGAGAAUUGAGUCAUCAAAAGAGAAAUGUCGUUUUAGAAUUAUUUGGAACAUCAAAAAGAAGAAUUGAAUAAAAAGAAAAUGUAUAAUCUUCUAUCAAUCGUCCUUCUAAACGAUUUAACUAUCCAUAAUCUAGUAAUGCUAGUAAAUUAUUAUUAUUCCAAAUCCUCAAAUAGACAUCUUCUAUUAAAUAACCUCCGUAUAAGUCUUCAAAGAAAAAUAAUGAAAGCACAGGAUUAAAUGAAAGCAUAUGUAGAAAAGUAUCCAAUUAUUCUUAAAAUAAAAUAGAAAAUAUUACAUAUUGAUAUUUAAGAGCCAAAAACAUAUAUAAAAUAAGUUAUUUCUCCUUAUAGAGAUUUUCGAUCAUAAGUCUCAUUUGAAAUUGCCCCUUAAACUUGUGUGACAGUUCCUCGAAAAAUUAGUCAACCUUAAUAAAAUAAUAUAUAAAGAAAUUCUGUUCGAAGAUCUAAUAGUUUUAGAGAUCUUUUCAAAAGUUAAAUAACAUUUGGUUGA